This is a messenger RNA of Haliotis rufescens (red abalone), 653 nucleotides long. RefSeq lists its product as uncharacterized. Bases 173 to 532 code for a protein of 119 amino acids. NCBI's taxonomy places the organism in Eukaryota, Metazoa, Mollusca, Gastropoda, Lepetellida, Haliotidae. The record is from RefSeq and is a predicted model, not a curated record. The transcript has 3 exons.
AUCGACCCUGGGACUUGGCAGAGAGGCAGUGAAGGCAUGCGGGUGCGGGAGGGAGCCAUGGCUGGCAUUCUUGUGCAGCAGCAUCGAGAGACGCUCGGCUACCCGUCCCUCCCUACACCCAAUAGAUUCCAGUACACCCCAUGUCGCUGGCGUGACACUGACAGAGUCGAAGAUGAGGGUUGGGUCUCUGAUGAAGGAGUUUUCAGGAACCGUAUGGCCGGACCUUUGCUUGACUGUAUAUGAAGUGCAAGAUGCUGUAGUCGACAAGCGUCGCUCCUUAGCGCUCUGGCAGCCGGUACCGGCCGACUACGGUCACCUUGCCAAGGUUACAUACAUUCCGUCUCACAAUGCGGCAGCGAUCCUCUUCCUCAGGAGGCCUUCGACCAGCAUGGACAUCAACGACCAACGACAAGGAAGUUUGGACAGCAACAGCGAUGACAGGAAUGUUUACUGUCGGGAUGCAGCUGUGAAGUCAUCAUCAGCCACGAUGGAGAUGACAGAGUCAUCGAGGACAACGCAACGGCAUCACUGAAGAAGGCUCGUAUGGAUCAUUUCACGGAUCAUAUAAAUCCGCGAGAAACAUAGCUGAGUAACCGAGGAUAGGAUAGGCUGAAGCGGAGAGUUCCACACGGAACAAAGAAACAAUAAAGGGC